GCACUGUCGAACAGAAGAAUAUUGCUGUCUCGCUUCAUUGGCUAUCUCAUUCUUACAAUUUACAAUUUGUUAUUUACAUAAAAGUAAUAAUAAUAAAUUGAAUUAAAAAAUAUUUUUUAAUUGACAAUCUUAAAAUUAACAGUUUUUGUCGAAAAAUGGCUGCCCUUGUUGUACAAUCCCGCUUUGCCGGUCUCAAAAUAGAAGAUGAUGAUCAUCCUGCUAUCGAAAAUCAAAAGUCCAAGAAGACUAAAACUAAUUCAGUUAAAAAGUUAGAGCCUCCAAAGAAACCAAAAACAAUGAAUAUCAAAAAUCAGCCCGUAACAACAAAGAAGCGUAAAAAUAAGCCUGUUGAAGCUACAACGGAACAAUGGGAGAUGUGGAAGCAAAAGGAUGAAGAGAUUGUUGAUGGCAACUUCGAAACUCAACUUCAAGAGGCAAUUCUUCUGUCUAAGCUUGAUUACGAAGAGAAAAAAGAUGUAUACAAGCAGUUCAAGAAAGAAGCAGACCUCGUAAAAAAGUUGGAAGAUCAAUCUCGACCUGGCAAUAGAAAACAGAAAAAGAAAAAUGUCAUGAGUCUUGAACAGUUUAAUGAGAUGGUGACUAAUGCUGAUGAACCAAACUUUAUGAACGUCACUACAAAGAGUCCACAGGAAGAUCAGAAACUUAUUGACAAAGAUACAAAGUUUUUCGAUAGAGUUAAAGAUGACACAAAGAACGAACUGUUAAAAGACAAAAUCAUAGCAAGGGUCCGACACCAGACCGUGCCCGAUGAGGUCAUCACACGAAUACAGUUUGCUGAAGCUUUAGAAAGGAAAGACAAAGAAAUAUUAACUUUAACCCAGGAGGUUAAGAGUUUGAAAGCAGAGCUCCUAACAGUAAAGUCUCGAAAUAAAAAGCUGUGUAAUAUACUCGGGCAAGGAGAAAUGAAAGACAAGGCAGAAAUUUUGGUUGAAGUAGAGAGACUACGAGCUGUCCAAUCUGAGUUAACAUCCGAACUUGCCUCUCUCCACACUGAUCUGGAGAAAGAACGGUCUAAGAAUGCAGAUCCACGGGCUAAAGAUAAGAAGAAAAGAGGGGCGAAUGGAGACAGGGAAAAAUAGCCGUUACAGCUGUUUGCUCCAUUUUAAGCCUAAAUGUUAUAUGGUACUAUAUAUUUAUUAGCUCUCUAAGUGUCUAUACUUAUUUGAAUGGUCAAUUUUGCAUUGAUAUAUAAGUAUGUGUUUUUUGCAUAAUCAUUUUAAGAAAAAAAAUAUGCUACAAAGUGCUAUCAUGUCAAACGAGAAAUAUUGCUUUUUUUUAUUUAUAUAAAAUUAAUUUGUUGAAUAUUAUUAGAAUGUUAUUAUUUAUAAAUGUCGUGUCUUCGAAUACAAGUACACUUUGUAGUGUCUCAUCUCAGUCGACAUGUACAUAUGGAGAUGUAAAAGCUUUUGUUGUGUAAAUUCACGAUCUUGUAAUAUGAUACGCCACCUGUAGACACGUAGGAGUAACUUUGGCAAAGAUCUCUUCAAUGUGGUAGAUGUAUUUCGUAAGAGCUGCUCUUGUCAGUCUUGUUCGUCUAUAAGCCAUUAGUUAGUAACUUGUGAUUUAAUUUGACAAAACCUUAAGACAUUCCUCAAUGUGUACUGUAAUGUAAGCGGUCAAGUUGUGAUUUCGACUUUCUAUAGAUCUCUGUACUUGCUCUGUGAUUUUUAACUUGUAUUUUUUUAUAUUACUUUAUAUUUGUAAUUAUAGAUGUCACAAUGUUUUUAGUUAUAAAUAAAUUAAUAUUAAAAUAUAUAAAUAUAUAA
Messenger RNA from Nymphalis io (European peacock), 1787 nucleotides. Its product is annotated as G kinase-anchoring protein 1-like. The coding region runs from base 156 to 1100 and encodes 314 amino acids. Lineage: Eukaryota; Metazoa; Arthropoda; Insecta; Lepidoptera; Nymphalidae. Gene Ontology annotation, cellular component: Golgi apparatus. The record is from RefSeq and is a predicted model, not a curated record. Gene Ontology annotation, biological process: signal transduction. The transcript has 7 exons.